AUGACAUGUGUACCAUACCUAGACGAUAUUAUCGUGUUCAGUAAAUCUUUUGACGAACACAAUGAACAUCUUCGGAAAGUGCUUCAACGCCUUAAAGCACACGGUGUCAAACUAAAACCGAAGAAAUGUACUAUAUUUAAACGCGAGGUUUUGUUUCUCGGAAGAAUCAUGUCAGAAGGAGGAUACAAUUUGGACCAAUCGACGGUUGCUCCAAUUCUUCGCAUGAAAGAAAUACCACCAAAGACUGCAAACAAAGUCCGUAAACUAAUGGGGUUCCUAAACUAUUAUCGUCGGUAUAUUGAGAACUUUUCAAGAAUCGCCAAACCAAUUUACGACCUUGUCAAGCCUAGUCGACCACGAUAAAAAUUAUGCUACCCCCAACCGGAAAUAUCGCAAUCAGCCACCUCCAAACCAACAAAUCUCUUGGAUGCCAACCCAUCAAUCGACCUUGGAGAGGCAUUCAAUGUCUUGGGAACGUUCCAGUAAUGGCUUACCCUGAACCUAAUUCUUCCUUCGUUUUGCACACCGACGCAUCCGAACGCGGUUUGGGCGCUGUACUGUACCAACAACAGAAUAAGAUUCUACGUGUCAUCGCUUACGGUUCCCGCACGUUAACGACCAAGGCGAAGGGAGAGAGGGCGUAGAAACGGCCAUACAUCGAGCGGACCCAUCCGUGAUGCGGGCUUCGCGGCGGGUAAGACGUUCUAAUUGUAAACAAAUAUGGCUACGCGUAUAUGACCCAUCAGAAGGUAUGUUGAAACUAUGCUUAAUAAAAUAUUACUUGCGUAAAAUUUAUAUGUUUUUGUUACUUUUAGCAAUUAUAAGAAACUUAAAGAUAAGAUUUAAGUAACCAAAAACUUUAUUUCGAGUGUUAUUUUAUUUCUAUACUCUGUUUAAUUUGGUGUUUAAAAAUGGCCGUCGAGAUGUUGUAAGAGAGUGUUAGCGCGCACUGCUUCCUGAUAAAAACCCAAUGAUUUCCAAAACCUAAAUUAUAAUUUGCUAUUAAGUUAUGAUGAAAACCUUUGUGUAUACAAAAUUAUAGAGUGAUCAAAUAUGAGACAGAUAGGUUUUGAACCUUUCAAAGUUCGAGUUCGAAUUGACAGUUGAAAUAGUACCAAACUCCAAGCUGAAAUGUGCAACUUUAUCGUGUAUAUUUUUGUCAAUUUUGUUUACUGGCCUUUGUUAAAUUCACUUGCAAUGGCUCGACAUAAGUUACAACAUACAAACUGAGCAGAGCCCAUAAAAAAGCAAUCCAUACCCCUACAGUCAUUCAGCUUCCUUGCUAUUUUAGAAGUGCAUGGUUGCCCAUUAGUCGAAGAAUUGCUAUUGUAUGCGCUUGUUUGCACUUCCUUUCCUAAAAAAAGUCUACAAUAUUAAGGCUAAAUAGCAGAAAAAUAUGACCCAAUAAUCCAUGCAAUUAAAAAUAUCUAUCAAAUUAACUUCAAAAAUCAUGACCAAUCAUGAUUUGAGGAAUUAUAUCUAUUCAGGCAACCCAUAAUUUAGUGACAGGUCUUGGCAAGGUGAAAGCUGAAAGGAACCCUUAAGAUGGGUGUACUACAAAACUAUAUUGACUGAAGUUUUGGAAACAUUUAACUAAAUUUUAAAGGAUUGACUUGCAAACUGUGAUUCAGUAUCAUGGAAUUUUACACUUCUGGAGAAGUUGUGGCUCUGUUAGUGCCAUUUCUUUCAUUGUUUAUAUAUCUUGCUUUUAAGCAUUGCUCGCUUAUAAAAUCUUUCAAUUCCUUGGGCCUGUUUAUAUGAUCCCGCCUAGAUGGGAUGGGACGUUUUCAUCCUGCCAAGACAGGAUACUCGCCUAGUGUUUAUAUGGACAAAAUACAUUGCCGGGAUGAAACCAUUCGGUGCUUGACGUCAUAUUUUUGUUGCAAUAAAGGCAUUUACGCAUGCCCAAAAGGGAAAAAUUCAUUCCGCCUAACCGGGAUGAAGUGUUUUUAUAUGGGAAUUUUUCAUCUCUCGCUUAGGCAGGAUGAAGUGUUUUUAUAUGGGAAUUUUUCAUCUCGCUUAGGCAGGAUCCCGGCAUCUGUUGCCAAAAUCCAGUCUAGGCGGGAUAAGUGGCGGGAUCAUAUAAACACUCUUUAGCAUUUGUAUUACGAGCGGGAUCUCGGUAAGCAUCCCGUCCCGCCUGGCCGGGAUCAUAUAAACAGGCCCCUAAUCUCAUCCCAUGAUACUGAAUCACAGUUUGUAAGGCCCCUUUUACACGAGACCAGGAUGAAACCAACCUGGAAAAUUGAAAUUGCAUGUCAACAUGUUUACAUGAGACCAGUAUGAAAAUCACAAAAUUUUCAAUUUAUUCCCCUUGCCAGGCAAUUUUCUUUUUUAGAUGACUUUUGUUAGCAUGUGUUGUUCACUUGUUCCAAUGUCAACAUUCAUUCCAGUCUGAAUUCAUACUGAUCUGAGUCAGUCGGCUUGGUCCAGCAGGUGGAAUGACUUGAGACCUCAUGUAAACAUCUAUUAUAUAUAAUAUGACCAAAACGAAAUGGUCCCGGUUAAUAUUAUAUAUAAUCUAAUGACCAAAACGAAAUGGUCCCAGUUAAUAUAAUAAAAUCCUAAUAAAAUCCUUCAAAAGUUGGCUAAAUUUUUCCAAAACUUCAGUCAAUAUAGUUUUGUAGUACACCAAUCCCAAGAUCUGUCACUAAAUUAUGGGUUGAUUGCCUGAAUAGAUAUAAUUCCUCAAAUCAUGAUUUUUGAAGUUAAUUUGAUAGAUCUUUUUAAUUGCAUGGAUUAUUGAGUCAUAUUUUUCUGCUAUUUAGCCUUAAUAUUGCAGACUUUUUUCAGAAAAGGAAGUGCAAACAAGCGCAUACAAUAGCAAUUCUUCUUCAACUAAUGGGCAACAAUUUCUAAAUAGCAAGGAAGCUGAAUGACUGUAUGGAUAUGGACCAUGGAUAGCUCUUUCAUGGGCUCUGCUCAGUUUGUAUGUUGUAACUUAUGUCGAGCCAUUACAAGUGAAUUUAACAAAGCCAGCGAACGAAAUUGACAAAAAUAUAUACGAUUUAGUUGCACAUUUCAGCUUGGAAUUUGGUACUAUUUCAACUGUCAAUUCGACCUCGAACUUUGAAAUGUUCAAAACCUAUCUGUCUCAUGUUUGCUCACUCUAUAAUUUUGAAUACGCAAAGGUUUUCAUCAUAACUUAAUAACAAAUUAUAAUUUAGGUUUUGGAAAUCAUUGGUUUUUUAUCAGGAAGCAGUGCGCGCUAACACUCUCGGACAACAUUUCGACGGCCAUUCUUAACCACCAAAUUAAACAGAGUAUAUAAAUAAAAUAACACCCGAAAUAAAGUUUUUUGUUACUUAAAUUUUAUCUUUAAGUUUCUUAUAGUAGCUGAAAGUAACAAAAACAUAUAAAUUUUACACAAGUAAUAUUUUAUAAAGCAAUAGUUUCAGCAUACCUUCUGAUGGGUCAUAUACGCGUAGCCAUAUUUGUUUACAAUUAGAACGUCUUACCCCCCGCGAAGCCCGCAUCACGGAUGGGUCCGCUCGAUGUAUGGCCGUUUCUACGCCCUCUCUCCCUUCGCCCUGUUAACGACAGCUAAGAAAAACUACCACUUCAUUCCGGCAAGUUAGAAUUUCUCGCUCUAAAGUGGGCUAUUUUCGAACAGUUCAGAGACUAUCUUUACUAUGAGCUAAGUUUUGUUGUUUUCACCGAUAACAAUCCAUUGACAUAUGUCUCGUCUACGGCCAAAUUAAACGUAACAGGACUUAGGUGGGUAGGAGAGUUAGCAGAUUUCAACUUCAUCAUUCGUUAUCGACCUGGCAAAGCAAACGCUGAUGCCGACACAUUAUCUCAAAUGCCAAAAGAUAUGGACAACUACAUGAAACUAUGUACUGAAGAAACGACACAAGACGAGUUACGGACAAUAAUCCAAACGAUCAACUGAUCAACGAUCUAACUAUCCUAAAUGUCGACGCAGCAAGAACUUUAAAGAGCAACAGAUCAACAUUGGAAGUUGAUGGCAUACGACAAGCUCAAAUCGAAGUUAGUAUUAUUGGUAAAGUGCACUCCUUUAUCAAAGCAGACAAGCGACCUACGACAAGUCAGCGAGCCCGUGAAUCAACCGACACACAAUCGCUUCUCCACGAAUGGCAGAGACUAUCAACUGGUUCAGACAGGGUGUUAAAGCGAAAGAAAGGAACACACGACCAAAUAGUCCUACCCAGAAAGUACCACGCAAUGGUACUAAGAGAACUGCACGACAACAUGGAUCAUCUUGGUUCUGAUCGUGCUCUAUAUCUAGCCAGAGAUCGGAUCUACUGGCCUCGUAACUAA
This is a messenger RNA of Paramuricea clavata, 4281 nucleotides long. The record is from the annotation of a GenBank genome assembly. NCBI's taxonomy places the organism in Eukaryota, Metazoa, Cnidaria, Anthozoa, Malacalcyonacea, Plexauridae.